This is a messenger RNA of Bacidia gigantensis, 1392 nucleotides long. RefSeq lists its product as uncharacterized. The transcript has a single exon. The record is from RefSeq and is a predicted model, not a curated record. NCBI's taxonomy places the organism in Eukaryota, Fungi, Ascomycota, Lecanoromycetes, Lecanorales, Ramalinaceae. Gene Ontology annotation, molecular function: flavin adenine dinucleotide binding; oxidoreductase activity. Bases 1 to 1392 code for a protein of 463 amino acids.
AUGUCUCAUUUUGACCUUCUCAUCCUUGGUAGCGGCGAAGCUGGUAAGUAUCUUGGCUGGACACUUGCAUCCACUGGGAAACGCACGGCAUGCGUCGAGCAACAAUACAUUGGAGGCUCUUGUCCCAAUAUUGCUUGCUUGCCAAGCAAAAAUUUUAUCCACUCCGCAGACAUAGUAUACGAGGCCUCGAAAGCCAUGCAAGAAGGCUUGUUCAAGGCCGACACAUCAACUGUCAAUAUGAGUGUAGUGAGGCAAAGGAAGCGAGAUAUGGUUGAUAGCCUGGUAGAGAUGCACAGGGGGCGGUUCGAGAGGAGCGGAUGCGAAUUGAUCUCGGGACAUGGGCGCUUCGGUGCUCCCAAAGAGAUCAUUGUCGAGGCUUCCAAUGGCUCAACCCGGACACUGACCGCAGACACAAUUGUUAUCAGUACCGGGUCACGCACACGCAUCCCCUCCAUACCUGGUCUUGCCUCUGCUAAGCCACUGACACAUAUUGAAGUUCUUGAUCUUGACGUUGUACCGCCGCAUCUGGCUAUCCUUGGCGGCGGCUACAUCGCUGUCGAGUUCGCACAGUGUAUGCGUCGAUUGGGAUCUCAGGUCACUAUCUUCUCGAAUUCAGCUCAAAUCUUGCCUCGCGAGGACGAAGAUGUGUCUUCAGCUAUCGCCUCUAUCCUUGAAAAAGAAGGUGUCCAAUUGCAAAACGCCUUUAAAAUUGUCUCUGUCGAAGGAUGUUCAGGCGAGGCCGUUAUUCUCACUGGAUCAUCUCAUGGAGCUACCAUCAAGAUAGAGGCCACUCAUUUACUGGUAGCCACUGGCCGUAUUCCAAACACCGACGACCUAGGCCUUCAGGAGGCCGGAAUAUCAACGACUUCAGACGGAUAUAUUGACGUUGAUUCGCAUCUCCAUUCAACAUCAACCCCGAGCGUCUUCGCGGUUGGCGAUUCCGCAGGCAGUCCUCACUUCACUCACGUAGCCUACGACGACUUCCGAAUCGUUCGUGAUAGUUUAAUAGGGGCUGGCAAACGUGAGACACUCGGCAGGCAGGUUCCCUACACCCUUUUCACCUCCCCAGAACUUGCACGAGUGGGUCUUACCGAAGCGGAAGCGGCGAACAAAAAUAUUGCAUAUAGGCUUGCGAAGUUACCAAUGCAGAAUUUCUUGAAGACUAGGACUAUUAAUAGAACCGACGGCUUUGCAAAGGCUUUGAUAGGCGAAGAUGAUCAAAUCUUGGGCUUUGCGGCACUCGGUCAAGGCACUGGUGAGCUGCUGCCAGUCGUGCAGCUAGCGAUGAAGCAGGGAUUGCCGUACACGAGCAUUGCCGAAUUGGUCCUGACGCAUCCGACCUUGUCGGAAGGGCUAGUCUAUCUGUUCAGUGCAGUGCCGGCUUCAAAGUGA